This is a messenger RNA of Camellia sinensis, 722 nucleotides long. RefSeq names its product ethylene-responsive transcription factor ERF098. Gene Ontology annotation, molecular function: DNA-binding transcription factor activity; DNA binding. The record is from RefSeq and is a predicted model, not a curated record. Lineage: Eukaryota; Viridiplantae; Streptophyta; Magnoliopsida; Ericales; Theaceae. Gene Ontology annotation, biological process: ethylene-activated signaling pathway; regulation of DNA-templated transcription.
UAACCGUCACAUACGACCCAAUUUUUUGUUAUAGCCUCCAUGCCCAAUCAUACGUACAAUACACAUCUUCCAUAUAAUAUCACAAUCCUUGAAGCUAGGUCCAAAAAUAGAAGAUUGACAUUAGGCUUGGCAACAAAAAUAAAAAUGGAAGGAGUUAACCAACAAGGUGGGAAGAAGACAGAGAACAAGGGCAGAGGAGGAGGAGGAGGAGGAGAGGCCAAGUACCGCGGCAUACGGAGGCGGCCGUGGGGCAAGUACGCGGCGGAGAUUCGUGACCCAACCAGGAACGGCGCACGGUUGUGGCUUGGCACCUUUGAGACCGCUGAAGAGGCUGCUCGAGCUUAUGAUCGAGCCGCCUAUGAAUUGAGAGGCCAUCAAGCCAUUUUGAACUUUCCAAAUGAAUUUCAUUUCACGAACCCGGGUUCUGGGCCGGGUUUGGCUAGGUCUACGGUGGCAGUGUCGUCAUCGGUGUGUUCUUCUUCUUCUUCUGCCAAUGCCGGCAGAGAGGGGUUGGAAAUGGGGGGAGGAGGAGGAGAGGGAGUGCUUGAGUUUGAGUGCUUUGAUAAUGAGUUGUUGGAGGAGCUUCUUGGGAAUAAAGAGGAGGGGCGUGAGAAGAAAAGACCCAGAAUUUUGUAACUCCGUGCAUAAAAUUUGAUCAUAAAAUUAGAUAUAGUUCUCUUUCAUAUUAGUAUUUUUUUUAUAAUUUUUUUAAUGGCUUUCAA